Molecule: messenger RNA, 4421 nt
Organism: Nycticebus coucang (slow loris)
Lineage: Eukaryota; Metazoa; Chordata; Mammalia; Primates; Lorisidae
Gene: STC2
Product: stanniocalcin 2
Exons: 4
Coding region: 1313-2221 (302 amino acids)
Biological process (GO): intracellular calcium ion homeostasis
Cellular component (GO): extracellular region
Molecular function (GO): hormone activity
Source: RefSeq, a predicted model, not a curated record
UUUCUCCUUGCUUCUGCAGGCUGGGGGAAAGGCAGCUGGAAGCAAUCCAACUCUGGCGGUGCUUGGGGAGGGAUCCAACAAAAAGGGAAAAAAGAUGGAGAGAAUUUACCCUUUUUAUUUCUUUUUGCCUUUGUUUUUGUUUGCACUACUUCCAUCCGAUGACUGGAAAGUAAAGGGAACGUGGAGUUGGGCAGCCAAGUAGCGCUUUGGGAAACUGCGAGAGUGUGUUUGGAGACGUGUAAAGUUGCCUUUCAAGCUCUGGCCUCCAGGGCACGCGAUGCUGGCGGCGGGCUGACUCAGGGCUGUCUGGGCCUCCCUCUCACUCUCCUGGAAAUGAUGCAAGUCUGACUGUCACCUGGAUCCCUGCAGCCCAGCCUGGAAUCCGUCUGGAUUGGGGGAGGGACAAGAAACGACACCCCAAGUGUUGCACGGCCCACCAAAGUGGGAAGAUGGGACAGUUGUUCAGGCCAAAUCCUGCAUGUAGUGCUUCUGCUCCAAUCUUCACUAGUGCUUUUUUUUUUUUUUAAUGCAAAACGUCACAACGCUAGGAAUUCCCAUACGCGCUCAGUUGCCCCACAGCAUCACUGUGCCCAGGAAGCUGCUCAAUCUAUCAAAGGCUCGGGGCUGGGAAUCUCACUAAAUUCCAAAUGCUGGAAAGAAGAAACUUUCCCAGCUCGACGCUGUGUGAUGCGAGCCAGGGACCCUGGGAGGACGCCGUCCCAGCGCGGACCGCCCCUCUUGCCCUUGGUUAGUGGUAACUGGGGCUGGGAUCCGCUUUUCUGUUUUGAAGUCCGCGCGGCCAUUGCCCUGGAGCACCCGCACACGCGCACGCAUCGCUGGCCGCGCUCAGACACACUCACACACACACACGCACGCAAACGCGUGGCCACCGCCAGGUCGGCAACUUUGUCGGGCACUCCCUGUGGCGCUCGGCUUCCUCUCGUAGUAGUUGGGCGCAGGCCCCGCCUCCCGGCCGUGUUGUCAAACGGGCCGGGGUCUCGGAUUGGUCCAGCCGCCGGGACAACACCUGCUCGACUCCUUCAUUCAAGUGACACCAGAGCUUCCAGGGAUAUUUGAGGCACCAUCCCUGCCAUUGCCGGGCAUUCGCGGCGCUGCUAACGGCCUGGUCACAUGCUCUCUGGAGAGCUACGGGAGGGCGCUGGGUAACCUCUAUUGGAGCCGCGGCCGCGAGGAAGAGGGAAAAGGCGAGCAAGGAGAAAGAGUGGGAGGCGGAGGGGAAGCAGUGGAGGAGGAAGAGGAGAGGGAGCACAAAGAAUCCAGGUCUCCCGGCGCGAGGUUUAUACCAAGAACCAUGUGUGCCGAGCGGCUGGGCCAGUUCGUGACCCUGGCUUUGGUGUUGGCCACCUUCGACCCGGUGCGGGGGACGGACGCCACCCACCCUCCCGAGGGUCCUCAAGACAGGGGUUCCCAGCAGAAAGGCCGUCUGUCCCUGCAGAACACAGCGGAGAUCCAGCACUGUUUGGUCAACGCUGGAGAUGUGGGGUGUGGCGUGUUUGAAUGUUUCGAGAACAACUCUUGUGAGAUUCGGGGCUUACAUGGGAUUUGCAUGACUUUCCUGCACAACGCUGGAAAAUUUGAUGCCCAGGGCAAGUCAUUCAUCAAAGAUGCCCUGAAGUGUAAGGCCCACGCUCUGCGCCACAGGUUCGGCUGCAUAAGCCGGAAGUGCCCGGCCAUCAAGGAGAUGGUGUUCCAGCUGCAGCGGGAAUGCUACCUCAAACACGAUCUGUGCGCGGCUGCCCAGGAGAACACCCGGGUGAUGGUGGACAUGAUACAUUUCAAGGACUUGCUGCUGCACGAACCCUACGUGGACCUCGUGAACUUGCUGCUGACCUGUGGGGAGGAGGUGAAGGAGGCCAUCACCCACAGCGUUCAGGCUCAGUGUGAGCAGAACUGGGGAAGCCUGUGCUCCAUCCUGAGCUUCUGCACUUCGGCCGUGCAGAGGCCCCCCACAGUGCCACCUGCACACCACAUCCAUGUAGACAGAGCCAGGCUCCCCAGGGCCCACCAUGGGGACACGGGCCAUCACCUCCCCGAGCCCAGCAGUAGGGAGGCUGGUGGAGAUGCCAAGGGCGAGCGAGGUAGCAAAAGCCACCCAAAUGCCCAUGCCCGGGACAGAGCUGGGGGCCUUGGGGCCCAGGGACCUUCUGGAAGCAGCGAGUGGGAGGAUGAACAGUCCGAGUAUUCUGAUAUCCGGAGGUGAAAUGAAAGGCCUGGCCACAAAAUCUUUCCUCCACGCCGUCCAUUUUCUUAUCUAUGGACAUUCCAAAACAUUUACCAUUAAAGAGGGGGGAUGUCACAUGCAGGAUUUUGUGGGGCUUGUGGACUUCAUGAAGGUGUAUGUUAGCGGAAUGAGCAGGUGAGGUGGAGACUCCGGGGCAGAGGUCUCAGUGGUGCCUGGCGGAUUCUGCCCUCACACGCACUCACGCGAGCAUGCCCGAGUCCUCCUCAGGACUUGUCUUCCUUCCAUCCGUGGAGCCAGUGGGUGUCAGCUGCUCUGUUGUGGGGGAGGUAGAGAGGGGAGGGGCAGGGUGGAGCAGACCCACCCAGGCUGGGCUGCACCCUGGAGCUUCGGGUGCUGUGUCUGUGGGGGUUGGGGCGUCUGGGUUCCAGGGCAGGAGUGAAUAGAAAAAUAUUGCUGGGAAGGCAGGAGGAGGGUGGAAAAGAGACAGGGGUCGAGGGCUGCUUGGUGUAAACCGGAAUACAGUUUCUUGCCUGGGACCUUGCAGUUCAGAGCUGCUCGGGGGAGGCGGGGUGGAGGGAAGAGUGUAAUUUCUAUAUGUAACUUCUGAGCCAUGUUCUGUCUGGGGGACACUGACCAAGGAAGUGGCCCCUAUGAGUUUAUAUUUUAACCACUGCUUCAAAUCUCAAUUUCACUUUUUUAUUUAUCCAGUGACAUCUACAUAUCUGUCAUCUAAAUAAAAGGCUUUCAAACAAAGCAACCGGGUCAUUAAAACCAACUCCAAAGGGGGAAAUAAAAUCCCAGCCCCAUCCUUUGAGUAUGAUUUUUUUUUUUUAAGUCCUGUUGAAAAAGGAAUCAACACCAAGGUGGUAAUACAUCUGACCUCCUGGCGUGGGCCCACACCGUUCUGGGGCAAACCUUCCUCCCAGAGGAAAAGGCACAUAUGAAGAGCACAUUUGACAGAUUUCCCUUAGAAUGUUGUAUACCUUGACCCUCAGCCAAGAUCGAUAAUGCACCGUACCGGUGAUUCUGUGAGGCCCACUAGGAAACUGGCUUCUCCAAGCUAGAGCCUGGGAAGGCGGAGAAGAGAAUGGAGACUACUUAGUGAUUCCCAUUCAGCAAUGCUGACCUCUUGCAUAAAUGGAGGAGACUGCUGCAGAUCUCUAAGGGACAGGAUUUUCCAGAUCCUGAUUGGAAAUUUAGCGACGAGGAGUCAAAAAUGGACAAAAGAAUAGCAGAAGAAGUAGAGCUUAAAAUACAAGGAAGGGAGGGAAAGGACUACCAUGGAAAAUCCCAGCAGUGGAUUUCUUGUGGUGACUUAAAACUUCUCACAGAUAAGACCUUUUUUUUUCCCCCUAAUAGGCUAUCAAAUAAAAGCGUAUUCUUUCUCGAAGCCAGUACUUGAAUAGGAGCCAGUAUUACAAGGACUGAUGCCUGUUCUUAGCCAGGCCCUUCUGGAGCAAGGGUUGCCACACGUGUUCUGUAAAGGACCAGACAGUAAAUGCAGUACUUUGCAGUUUAGCAGACCGUAAGGGCUCUGUUGAAAAUCCUCAACUCUGCCAUUGUGGCACAGAAGCAGCCAUAGACACCCCAUACUCAAAAGGACUUGGCUCUGCUCCAGUCAGAUUUUAUUUAACCGGCUGGAGACCAAGAAGCUAAAUGUAACUGCUCUAAAAUGACAUGUUCUAGGGAAUAGCUUACCCAAAACACAGCUAGUAUUUCUAUGCCCCAAAUCCAACCCCCAUCUUUCAUGGUAGGGGAGAAAAAAAUCAUUUGCGGGGAGGGAACACGGCAGGAGACACACCCAGCAAGAUCUGGGGCUGCAGAGAGCAGAGGAGUUGGUGCUCUUAAUCCAGCUCUGCCCUCAGGGGGAGGAGGACCUGCAUGUCAGGCUCUGCCAUGGGAACCGAGUGUAAACUGGCCGUCUCCUGCCGUGGGCCACUGCAGCGCCUUGACUGUUUUACUCACAUCACUCAAAAGCUAAAGCAAUAACAUUCUCCUCAUUGCUGAGUCAGCAGUUCAUUUGUUCUCCAGCUCCUGGACUGGAUGUGUGAAAGGCAUCACUUUUGUAUUUUCCUCCGUGUAAAUGUUUUCUGUGUUCGCCUACUGAUGUCCCAUUUGUUGCUUCUAUUGUAUUAAUAAAUAUUUGUCAUCUGUAUUUAUUAUCUCUUGUGUUUUCCCCUGAAGGCAUAAAAUCACUUACUAUGUUCAUUUGAACCCA